Messenger RNA from Aspergillus puulaauensis, 2418 nucleotides. Its product is annotated as putative mucin family signaling protein Msb2. Gene Ontology annotation, molecular function: osmosensor activity. Gene Ontology annotation, cellular component: cell surface; extracellular region; site of polarized growth. Gene Ontology annotation, biological process: establishment of cell polarity; signal transduction involved in filamentous growth; fungal-type cell wall organization. NCBI's taxonomy places the organism in Eukaryota, Fungi, Ascomycota, Eurotiomycetes, Eurotiales, Aspergillaceae. Bases 1 to 2418 code for a protein of 805 amino acids. The record is from RefSeq and is a predicted model, not a curated record. The transcript has a single exon.
AUGGUCUCCCAAACCGCUCUUCUUGCGGCUGUUCUGUCGCUCGGUGGGCUGGAGUUGGUUGCCGCUACUCAACCUAAUGCUCGCUACGAUCACAAGCAGCUCAAACGCCAAUUCGGCUCUUUACUAGGUGGCCAAGACUCGAACCCAAAGAAUUGGUUAGGUUCAAUCUUUAACAAUGAUCAAGAACAAGAGCCUGAAAGUACCACCACCACCUCCACCACCACCUCAGCUAAGGAACUCGAGCAACCAGAUGUUGUUGUUGUGCCGAUUACUGUCUCAGUCGACGAUAAUGGCAAGACGCACACUAUUACUGGCACUGCCAGUACCGGCGUUGCGACAGGCGCUGCUUCUACCACUACCUCGGAGGCUACAGUAGCAGCUGUUACAGCUACAACUACUGCGGACUCCAAACCUACUGAGACUAGCAGCAGCAGCUCCUCGUCGACGACAACAGAUAAAGGCCCACUGGACGAUUUAUGGGAUGGCCUUGCCGGUUCAACUACCGAGUCAGACAGCUCGAGCACAACUAAGACAGGUAGCUCACAACCUGCUAAUGACGCGGUCGACACGAAGUCUACUGACACCACCGACACCGCUACAUCUGCGUCGACCACCACCUCGUCAGAUGGUUUGCUUGGUGGACUUGGUUCAAUUUUGAAUCCUGACAACGAUUCCUCGUCUUCCUCCUCGACCUCGACCUCGACCAGCACGGGAACUACUACUGACACCGCGUCUAAGCCGACUAGCACGUCCGAGGACUUGCUUGAUCUUGGUUUGACCUUGGGGGGUGAUUCUUCGACUUCGUCUUCUUCAUCUACGACUGGCACUGAAAAGAGCACUGGAACCACCACUCAGACGUCGCCUACCGCUACUUCUACUUCGUCUGAACCCCUACUUGGUCUUGAUUUAAACCUGGGUGGCGAUUCUUCGCCAUCUACUACGAGCACAACCAGUGGUGCGACAUCUACUACAACCGGUACUUCGGUCAACUUGUUGGGCGGUCUUGAUGGCACCUCGUCUUCGACGUCAAACACCCCGGGUCCGACACCCACCAGCACUUUUGGCCUUUCGCUUCCUAAUCUUUUCCCCGGCGAGUCUUCUACUUCCACUGGCGCUGUGCCCACAUCUUCAAGCACUUCGACCAAUUUGCUCGAUCUGCCGACAAUCCCAAUCAGCGUCCCCGAGUCGACACAGUCAUCUUCAAGCUCAAUUGACAUCGUGCCUACUUCUGGCCUUUUGCCUUCUGAUGUGACGAGCGCUCUUUUCCCCUCAUCUGGAAGCUCGACAACUUCGGUCCCAGUCAUCCCGCCAGCACAUACGUCUAGUUCUAGCAACUCAGGUAUCCCUACUUCUUCCUCGGAAGGAGGUUUGAUCACUUCGAGCUCCACUGUUUCUCAUCAGCCUACCUCUACCACUGUUCCCGCGUCCACACCUACUCCAAUUACCAGCACGGAGAAGCCCACAAUCACGGAACAGCCCACAAGCACGCAGACUCCGUCAACCACCGACCAGGCCACUUCGGAACCAACCGACUGGGUGCCGACCAGCAUUAUCAUCGAACCUAGUCAGACUGAGCAGGAGACAGCAACCGAAACGACGACUAGCACUUCCGCUCCCCAGCUUCCUGGAUCCAUCGCCCCAGCUCAAGGCCCUCCAAGCCCCCCUGAAGACUCCACUUUGAUCCAAGUGGGCUUCACCAAGGAGCUUCGCUAUUCAUUCGUUGCAACCAACCCGUUGUCUGUGUCUCAGAUUUUCCUUUACGUUCCGCAAGGCCUGGCUUACGCCCUCGAGGGGUCUACCGACGACAUUCCGAUGUUCGGUAUCUCUCAGUAUGACAACGAAGCAGUUACUGGAUACAUUGCAACUGUUGCUCAAGCGUACGUUCCGACACGCGACGUGGAAAACCUGAAGAAGCUGCUGCACAACCCCAACUCCAGACUCUACAACCAGCCUAGUGAAUCUGUUGAGACAUUGGUGUCUAUGAUCGAUCCCUCCAUCCCACUUAUUGUUGGCGACUAUGAUGGCACCGGAAGCUCCUCGUCCAAUGGCAGCGGCGGUAAUUCUGGCAGCAACAAUGACGACGACAAUGGCUCAAAUAACGGCGGCUACGAUGAUUCGACCGCUGGAGCUAGCAGCAGUGGCAAAGCCAAGCCAAGCUCUGUCGGUAUUGGCGUUGGUGUCGUGGCUGGUGCUGCCGCAUAUGGUGCCGGAAUGUUCUGGGUCGCCCGCCGGUACCGCAAGAAGCGUCAACUUCACCGUCGCACCAGCUCAACAGUCGAUCAGAUGAGCGAGGGUGGUGGAUCUUUGUUCACCGGCGGUGGCCGCGUGUCUCGCGGCAGUCAAAACAGCCGCGGCACCCAACGCACGCAAAUGAUCAGCGCUCCUGUUAUGGCCGAAAACUCGUUGGGAUGGAACUAA